Helicoverpa zea (corn earworm) is the source of this 5181-nucleotide messenger RNA. It is a transcript of the gene by, whose product is annotated as tensin-2. Bases 558 to 4253 code for a protein of 1231 amino acids. The record is from RefSeq and is a predicted model, not a curated record. Gene Ontology annotation, molecular function: protein binding. The transcript is spliced from 22 exons. NCBI's taxonomy places the organism in Eukaryota, Metazoa, Arthropoda, Insecta, Lepidoptera, Noctuidae.
GCGCGUUGACUGGCCCACGCGCACGCCAAAUCUGCGUUUCGCGAUACAAAUUCGCACUAAUGCAAACAGCUUCCCAUUUACAAACAAAAUCCUUUUAUAGUCGCAAAGCUCGGUCGCUCUAUAAAUAACGCCAACCGGUGGGCCGAUGUGCUCUAGCGAGUUCGCGAAAUCUGUGCAUAUGUUCUUAUGUUAUAAACUUGAGAUAUUGGACUAUUUUAACAACUCUGAACCGAAUAAGGAGAGCUGACCGCUAGGCGUGCGUCUUGGAAGUGUAUGAACACGGAGUAGUCGUGAAGUGCUCUACUUGGUCGCGAGAGCCGGUUUUAAUGGUGUCAAGUGUUCAUUAAGAUGAAGACGGCAAUUUAAUCGGUCACUUGGAACAAUGUGUACCACAACUAGUUAAUUGUAACUAACUGUAGUAAACGGAAGAUUGGUAACUCCAUAAAAAUUAGGAACGGGACUGAACUGUGUUCAAACAUCGUGUGUGCAAAGAUUUAGUCAGUGAAUGCAACGGACUUGAUAAGUGUGAGUUUGUUGAAGUUCUAUGAGGAUAUAAAAUGUACUACAGUGGGAGAUUGGACAGCAGCAGCACCUCAUCGGGUAGUUCUGAUUUGAGGGUGGCCGGUGCCGUGGAGCUGAGCGAGUCCGCCAAUACCGCGCAGAUAUUGGCGCAAGUACAAAACUCUGACAGAGCCCGUUUCUCGGACACGAGCUGGCAAAUCCAUCGCACGUGGAUGCGCAAUGGCGACCCACUACCCUUGUCGCCAACCCCUUCGCGCUCGCUGCCCGCUCCGCUUAAUGCUCCGCCGCCCGCGCCGUCAGCGUCCGUCACCUUACGCUCCGAACAAAACGGCAUCUACGACACCAUUACGAGCCGAGCCGUGAGUGCGCCCGCCACGCCGGCUUCAACCACAUUUUCGAGAGAACAGGGUGGAUCCCGUUCAGCCAGCUACCCGACCGGACCUGGCAGUAGGCUGGAUCUGUGCUAUGUGGCGGAGCGAAUGCUGGCACUGCACCUGCCCGAGAGAGAUGCACACGCAGAGGCUCAGGCCGCGCAUAUGCUCACCAAUAAGCAUGGAGAACAUUUCAUGGUGUUCGAGGUGAGCGGCGGUGACAGCGCGGGCGGUGUCGGGGCGGCGCGCAGUGUCUUCGGGCGCGCUCGGUCACUCGGGUGGGCCGGAGAUUUGGCACCUCCUCUCGAACGUCUGUGUGCGGCCUGCAAGCACAUCGAAAGCUGGCUUGCAGCGCAUCCGAAGAACGUCGCUAUAUUACUCGCAUGGGGCAAUCGUGAGCGGCUAGGAGUGUUAGUGGCGGCGUACAUGCAUUACUCGGCAAUAUGUGGUGCGCCGGAGCAUGCACUCGACAGAUACGCCAUGCGGAGAUACCUGGACGACCGGGUACCCGUGUUCCAGUUGCCCAGCAAUAAACGCUACAUCGACACGUUUGCUGGUCUGCUGGCUGGUCAGAUCCGAGUGAACGCGGCACCGCUGCAUCUGACGCACGUGAGCGUGGCCGGCUCGCUGGCGUCUCCCGCCACGCCCACCAUCGCCUUCCUCAAGAUAUACGAGAACUUCGUCUGCGUUUACACAUCAGGACUAUACAUGGUGAACGGCGGCGGCUGGACAGUAGGAGUCGGUCGACUGGCGCUCCGCGGCGACGUGGUGGUGCGCGCGUACCGGCGCUCGGCGCAGGCGCAGGCGCGGCCGGCGCAGCGCCGCCUCGUGUUCGCGUGUCAGUUCCACACGUGCGCCGUGGCUGACCACACGCUCUCCUUCACUAAGCAGCAGCUCGAUCAUGCUGUGCACGAUCCAUCAUUCCCGAGUGACGGUGCUGUGGAGCUGGUGUUCCUCCGGGGUGAAGGUGGCGGGGGCGCAGCACCAGCGCCCACCCCCGCCGCCCCCCUCCGCGCAGCACCCGACGCUCUCGCCCGCGCAGACUCGUUGGAGCAUCUGCGACCACUAUCCACGCUCACCGAUGACGAUCCUGGUGACAACAACGGCAGCGCUGAAGGGUCUGGCUCGGGAGGUGAGACGGGCGACGGGAACGAAGCGGCGCACACGUUUGGACCCCUCGACGGGUCCAUCUACGCCACGGUGGUGCGCGCCGGCGGCGGCGGGCCGUCCUCGCCGCUCAGCGCCUCCAUGGACUCGGGCAUCUCCUCGGCGGGGCGGCGCGCGGCCCCCAGCCCGCCCGACGAGCUCGACGCGCUCCUGGGCGACAUGCUGCGCACGGUGAGCGCGCUGCCAGACCCGCCGCCGGUGCCGCACACGCCGCAGUCGCACGCCGACCGACCGCCAGACAUACCGUACCACGCGCGCGCAGACUCCGCGCCCUUCACCUACGGAGCGCCCGGCCUGCAACCAGGCAUGCUGCGCGCGCCCAACCGCCUCGCCAGCCCCGAGCUGGUGCGCCGAGCGUUGGGGGGUGACCGGAAUUACCGCCCCAUAGAGGACGACGAUGACGAACGCACAGUUACCCCGGAUCCUUCUUCCCCACGCACGCCACUGUCACCGCGCACCCUCAGGAAGCUCACACAUGAAGACGUCACCACCACCACUACUGCAGCACCGCCACCGGCCUCUCCCAUACGAAAUGGCAGCAGAUGGUUGAACGGCGAAGUAGAAUGGGCUGAGCGGCCCGCCAGUGCAGCAGCAACUCUACGGAAAACACCACCCGAGAAUGGAACAUGGCGAUCAGCGAGUACUCUGGGCUGGCACGAAAGUUCUCGAGCUCGGGAGCCGCGUCGCUCAGAGACCGGGGUCGAAGGCAGUGCAGGCCUCACAUGGCUUCAGCGACAGCAGCAGAAGUUACGUGAGAGGAAAGAGGCAAGGGAAAGAGUCGCUCGACUACCGCUCGAGUGGGAUACUGCUUCCUCCCGACAAGUGCGCCGCUCUGCUAGCCACCGAGUGGAUGGCUACACGAGUGACACGACGGCAUUCGCUGACGAUGAUGAAGACUUCAGCGUUCCUCUUCACGUAAACACGCGCACUCCUCUCAGAAAUGAUCACGUCAGUCCUCAAGCUCCAGACAGAACCUCAUCUAGAAAGUUUAUGUACGAAAAGAUGACCCUGCGCGAGUGGAGUGCGACCAGUACACCAAAUAGCACUCCCGCGCCUGGAUUACUGUCGCUAGCGGAGCCCCCUAACAACGAUACUGUCGAUCGUGCCGAAAGCUGGUCUCGCGCUGAAUCCCGUACGGAAUCCCGGGCAGGCACUCCAGCAUUCCCAACACACCCGCGUACGCCGUACCCUCCAACGCCGACGCCGUCGCUCUCCGCCCGCCCGCCACGGUCUCCCUCCGUUACCAGGUACAAUACGUUUGACCUGGAGGACAUAAGAAAAGAACGUGAAGUAAGCCCCGAGUCGGAGUACCGCAUAUACAACGGCAGCAGUGGGUCCCGUCGGUCCAGCGUCAGCGGGACUGCUGAGCCACAGCACGUGGCUCCCGACAGAGUGCGAUUCGCGAGGGAUACCAGCCACUAUUGGUACAAGCCCAACAUUUCCAGAGAUGAUGCGGUAUCAGCGCUACUACAACUAGAGGAGGGCGCGUUCAUCGUCCGCGACUCGAACUCGUUCCCUGGUGCAUUCGGGCUGGCAGUCCGUGCGGGAGGGGCGGGCGGUGUGAGACACUUCCUCAUUGAGCCUACUGCACGCGGAGUGCGCCUGCGCGGCUGCCCUGAUGAGCCAGUCUUCAGCUCACUCUCUGCACUCGUCUAUCAGCAUACUGUCACACCUUUGGCGUUGCCCGUGCCACUAAGAUUGCCUGACAGAGAUCCAUGGACAGGCGGUAGCGCGAACGCAGCAGCGCGAGCAUUACUUGCGACGGGUGCAGCGUGUCACGUCUUGUUACUCGGCUCUGAAAACACCGAGGCGCUGACCGGUCCAGCUGCAGUCAAGAGGGCUGUCACCCAUAUACUGUCUAAAAAGGGCCCAGCACAUGUGGUGCACUUCAAAGUGUUUGGCGGCGGCAUCACACUGACUGACGCGGCACGCAAGCUGUUCUUCCGCCGUCAUUACCCUGCCACCGGCGUGUCGUACGCGGGACUUGAUCCCGACGAGCGGAGAUAUACACACACCGAUAAUAAUACGCAGCUUGAAAAACGAAUAUUCGCUUUCGUGGCUCGUGCGUCUUCGGGUGCCGACAACCAGUGCCACGUGUUCGCCGAGCUGGAGCCCGAGCAACCCGCUACUGCCAUCGUUAACUUUGUUAACAAGGCUCUAUUGGGAAGCUCGCAGAAAAAGGACAUCAUCUAAAUGAAAUGACGAAAUAAUAACCAUUGGCGUUACUGAAAUACUCAUAAAAUGAUGUGUAUAACACAAAAGUUAGAAUGAAGUUAUGAGAUGGAGUCGUCAUUUGUUAAAGAUACGUGUUUUAUUUAUGUCUGUCACAUUCUAUAUUACUGUAAAAUUCGAUAGGGAACUUGGUUAACAGUUUUAUUUCCGAAGUUUAUUCUCCACGAUACGCUUCAUCUCACCAAGUACAAUUAACCAUAAAAUGUGUGUUAGCGAGAACUACAUACAUAAUAUAAAUAUAAAUUAUAACUUAGCUUAGGGAAGGAACUAACUAGUCUCAUAUUAUUUAAUAUAGAGUAGUGAUAUUACGUGUGCCUAAUGAAUAUUAGAUUAUUGAAACUAAAUCCAGUGCAUGCUAUGAUGAUGUCCCACCACAAGUGAUUAACAACUUCAAUUAACAAGGACAAGUUAUCAGCAAUGUUACAACUACGAACGAUUGCAUUGUAACCAGUACAACGAAAUGAAAUCAUAAUAUUAUUAUAGUACAAGGCUUGUAUGAAUUCAGAUAAUAUUUCACCAGCGGGCCACUGCCACGCAUACAAACAAAAAUCGAAUGCAGCUUUAAUACAUCUAAAUGAGUUUUAUCAUUCAUGCAUUAAAAAUAGCUUUUAUUAAUUGUAAGAAAAAUCAUUGCCUUAAUGUUUAAUGCUGAGAUAUUAAAAUUGUUGGCUUCUUGGUUAGAAUUUAAACCAUUUACAUUGAAUAGAUGUAAUGACAUCUGAACAAGCUAAAGCUGAAGAAAUGCCUUUACUUUGAACUUGAAGUAGGUACCUACUAAAGAUUCGUCAUUGUUCGCAGUUCAUGACGCUUCAACAUUGUAACACAUUUUAUUAUAAUAAUAACUGUUGUAAAAUGUAUUUAUUGGGUAAUAAUAUACUCAUGGAAGUAA